GAUGACACCAUUGAAAUGUUACCAAAAUCAAGAAGAGCUCUUACCAUUCAAGAGAUUGCUGCAUUAGCGCGAUCCUCCCUGCAUGGUAUUUCCCAGGUAGUGAAGGACCAUGUGACAAAGCCUACAGCAAUGGCUCAGGGCAGAGUAGCCCAUCUCAUAGAGUGGAAAGGCUGGUGUAAGCCUAUGGACACUCCAGCAGCCCUUGAAUCAGACUUCAACUCUUAUUCUGACCUCACUGAGGGAGAACAGGAGGCCCGCUUCGCUGCUGGUGUGGCAGAGCAGUUUGCCAUCGCGGAGGCUAAGCUAAGAGCCUGGUCUUCUGUGGACGGCGACGAGUCCAACGAUGACUCAUAUGACGAAGACUUUCUGCCUGCCAACGAGCCCACCACACAGAGCACAGAUGUGCCGUCAUAUCCUCCCUACUUGAAGGACCUGAUCCACAGCCAGCUUUGCCAACACCUUGGCCUGCGAGGGCCCUGUUGUGAGGGUGGAGGCAGAGGUGGAGAGGGAGGUGGCAGCGAAGAGCCUUCCCCCACAGCAGGCUCCCCGGAUACCCUCUGCUCCAGCCUCUGCAGCCUGGACGAGCACCACCCGCUGCUGCGUGACCUGGGCGGCCACCGCGGCAUCCAUUCCCAUAGCACCGCCGCCGAGCUUGCCGCAAAGAUCCUAUCGGCACUGCAGGGAGGGGAGGAGCUUUUGGCCCGACUUCAAAGGGCUGGGCAGAGCGGGCCGGGUGGGGGGGACUGUGUCUUCCACAGCCUGGGUGGAGGAGGGCGGGGUAUCAUGCCCUGUGGGAGUCAGGACUCUCCUUGCUACUCCACGUCUUACUCUGAGACUUACCUGUCACCAGGUGAGGAUGACGACACCCCCUGCAAGGACUAUGAGAGCACCAUGUGCCAGGUGGAGGCAGAGGGAAAUGGGGUGGAGUACCCGCCCGACUACGACCCACGCAGGAGGGUCUCUGACGUGGCCUCCUCUGGAGUGGUGUCACUGGAUGAGGAGGAUGAAGAGGAGGAGGAGGAGGAGGAGAAGGCAGGAGAGCCAAACAACCAAUGACUCCUCUCUUGUCACUCCAGCGUUUCAUCCCUCCGGGCUCUUUGGAAGGUUUUCUUUUCUGCAUCAA
This is a messenger RNA of Xiphias gladius (swordfish), 1123 nucleotides long. RefSeq lists its product as uncharacterized. The record is from RefSeq and is a predicted model, not a curated record. The transcript is spliced from 4 exons. Bases 16 to 1056 code for a protein of 346 amino acids. Lineage: Eukaryota; Metazoa; Chordata; Actinopteri; Istiophoriformes; Xiphiidae.